This is a messenger RNA of Pristis pectinata (smalltooth sawfish), 1831 nucleotides long. RefSeq names its product transmembrane p24 trafficking protein 8 (gene tmed8). Lineage: Eukaryota; Metazoa; Chordata; Chondrichthyes; Rhinopristiformes; Pristidae. Bases 104 to 1159 code for a protein of 351 amino acids. Gene Ontology annotation, cellular component: Golgi membrane. The record is from RefSeq and is a predicted model, not a curated record. The transcript has 6 exons.
UUCCCAUCGGGUCCCAACAUCGGCAAUCUCCGGACGGGCUCGGCUCCGCCCCGGCCCGCCAGCGCUCGGCUGUUUCCGGAAGCCGCCGCCGCUGUCAGUGACGAUGGCGAGCGGCCGGGCUGCCGAGCGGCCGCGCUUUGUCCCCGAGGAGCGGCGGGGCGGGGGUUCGGGCGGGGGAGCGGCGGGCGUCGGAGCCCAGCAUCACCCGGAGGCGAGCGGGCCGUCCAGCGGGCUCGGCAUGAAGAUGGGGAUGAACCUGGGCCUGCCCGGGGCCGAGAAGAAGCAGCAGCAGCAGCAGCAAGAAUCGGAGCAGGAUGCAAAGGUUGGGGUGACCUCCCAAAUGUCCAGCCUGCGCAUGUCAGAAGGAAGUGACGAGGGCCAGACAGGAGCAGGAAGCAGACCACAGAGUGCAAAACUGGCGACAGCAGAAGACCGUCCUGGGGAAGGUGUGGAGAAUCGAUUGGACCAGGCAACGGCAUCGAAGGAUGAGCAACCACAGCAGCCUGCUCAGAACGGCAAGCCCUGCGAGGUGGCUCCUACUGCACUUGCUGCAUAUCGGGUUCGCAAAGUUAGCAGUGAUUCCGUGAUAAUUCAGUCUGACCAUGGGGGCCCAGAGAAACUACCCCCCGAUCCACUGGAGGGUCCUGGGAGAGUUGUUCCCGUAAUCGAUGCUGCGGCGACCUGGAUUUCCACAGAACUUGCGGAAUUUAAGGAGAAGGUGAGGCGGGAAAAGGCAGGAGUGAUGACGGUGAGGCGUGGGAACGUGGUGACGGUCCGAGUCCCCACCCACCCCGAGGGCACUAGCAUCUGUUGGGACUUUGCCACGGACACCUAUGACAUUGGCUUUGGGAUUUACUUUGAGUGGGCGCCGGUGACCGACACAGAGAUUACCGUGCUGGUCAGCGAGUCGAGUGAGGAAGAGGAGGACGAAGACGCAGAAGUGCCCCCGAUCCACGGAGACAUUGAGAGGGGAACGAAAGACUUCAGCCGCUCCGACCUGGAAGAGAUCCUGCCCGUCUACCGAAAGGACAGUCACUUGGAGGUCCAGUCUGGCAGUCAUAAGUACCCGGGCCAGGGGAUCUACCUCCUCAAAUUCGACAACUCCUACUCCAUAUGGAGGCACAAGACCUUAUACUACCAGGUCAACUACAGCUUGUAACAAGGUGGUGGAGGGGCACUGCCCGCAGCAUGCCUCUCCCAUCUCUCCAGGGAUAACCUCACUCGGAGUCAACUCCUUGUUUUCUCUCUGUGACGAUUGUUUUUCUUUGCAAGAAUCUGACUUCAGCAACCUGCAAACCUGCGUACUGUCCCCUGUCCCCAGCUCCUCUCGUGCGUGGCUCCUCCUUGGUUUGUUUUUGUUUUCCCGGUGUUGUCAUUGUGCUAGCUAUUGUGCUCCUGGUAGCACUGAAGUUUUAUAUAUAAUUAUAUAUCGUUACACUUGAAGCUUUACUCUGUGUUCUGUGCCAUUUUAUAUGUUUAAUAUCUCUAGUCUGUUGAAGGGCACAAGCUGCAAGGACGUUACUGGUGCAAUAUUUGAUUUCAGCUUUGCUUUUGCGAUGGGUUGCAGCUGCAUUUGGAGUAUUUCCAAGUCAUCCUUUUCCCACAGCUCCCCCCUCCCCCCAGGAAUGCCAGCAAAGAUUAGAUAUUCAGAUAUUCGUCUUUUAAUUACAAAAAUUUGCAUCCUAUUCUGAGUACAGGAGCCUUGGAAAGAAAAUCUAAUUGGGACGGGAAGGGAGUGAAUGUCAUUUGCAUCUUUCAAAAGACUCCAUAUAUUUUGUAUUUCUAUGUAUUGUCUGUAAAAAGAUAAAUAAAGAUAAAUUCUAACCUUGAA